AUGUCUCGCGAAGCCUAUCAGGUUCCCUCCCUCGGCGCCCAGAACGCCUUCGGCACUGAGGGCGGUCUCGGUGCCGGCUCCACGGACGGCCCCAUUGUCGCCUACCUCUGCGGCGAGUGCAAUGCGCGCGUCUCCCUGAAGAGAGGCGACCAGAUCCGGUGCAAGGAUUGUGGCCACCGGGUGCUGUACAAGGAGAGGACGAAGAGAAUGGUCCAGUUCGAGGCUCGUUGA
Aspergillus clavatus NRRL 1 is the source of this 231-nucleotide messenger RNA. RefSeq names its product Rpo12/RPC10 RNA polymerase subunit family protein. Gene Ontology annotation, biological process: DNA-templated transcription. Bases 1 to 231 code for a protein of 76 amino acids. Gene Ontology annotation, molecular function: zinc ion binding; DNA binding; DNA-directed RNA polymerase activity. NCBI's taxonomy places the organism in Eukaryota, Fungi, Ascomycota, Eurotiomycetes, Eurotiales, Aspergillaceae. The transcript has 2 exons. Gene Ontology annotation, cellular component: RNA polymerase I complex; RNA polymerase III complex; RNA polymerase II, core complex. The record is from RefSeq and is a predicted model, not a curated record.